Molecule: messenger RNA, 3385 nt
Organism: Beta vulgaris subsp. vulgaris (sugar beet)
Lineage: Eukaryota; Viridiplantae; Streptophyta; Magnoliopsida; Caryophyllales; Amaranthaceae
Exons: 12
Coding region: 278-3031 (917 amino acids)
Biological process (GO): exonucleolytic trimming to generate mature 3'-end of 5.8S rRNA from tricistronic rRNA transcript (SSU-rRNA, 5.8S rRNA, LSU-rRNA); nuclear polyadenylation-dependent snRNA catabolic process; histone mRNA catabolic process
Cellular component (GO): nuclear exosome (RNase complex); nucleolus
Molecular function (GO): 3'-5'-RNA exonuclease activity; nucleic acid binding; nucleotide binding
Source: RefSeq, a predicted model, not a curated record
GUUUAUCACAAUAUUAGAUAUUUCUAAAUAUUUUUCUAUUACAAGAAUUUUCUACUAACUACAAGAUUUUUCUAGAUUAAUAUAAUCUCUAAUAUUGAUCAGUCAAAUUGAAUCUCAAUUUAUAUGUAGUCGGGCUAAUAACGGAUCGUGUUCGGGUUUGGGAUCGGACUUUCUCGGAUUUGGUGACAUAUCAAAUAUCCUUCCGCUUCCCGCCGCUGCUGGAAGUCCGAUAUUUAUAUCCUUGGAAAUCCCCAAAGCAAAGCAAAAGCAGAAGGAAAUGGGACACAGGCUGAAAAUCAGCAUAGCACUGACCAUCUUAUGUAUCUCAGCAAUCUCUCUCUACUUAACUGUAGAGCAUCAGAAACGGCGAAAGAGACGUGCCUCCAAAACUCCAUGUUAUUUAUCCUCUGAAUUCAAACCACAAUCUUCUUUCAAGCGACUUUUGGCCGAUAACUCCUAUUCUCCUUUCAAGCAUUUCAAGCCCUCCCACCACUGCACUAACGAACAAUCAUCAAACUUGCAUCCAUAUGAAGGAGAGAUCAUGAAAUUGUUGAAGAAUCCUCUAAUAGAUUAUAGAAUUUUUGAUCAGAAAUCUAUGACGGGAAUGAACAAUUCACAUGUCUGGGUGGCUUCAGAAUCACAAUUACGAGAACUUGUUGAUGUACUGAGUGAAGAGAAGUGUUUUGCUGUUGAUACAGAGCAACAUAGCCUACGAUCAUUUCUGGGGUUCACUGCCUUGCUACAGAUUUCUACUCAGAAGGAAGAUUAUCUUGUCGACACGAUUGCUUUACAUGACUUUAUUCCUAUGCUGCAGUCUGUUUUCUCUGAUCCCAAUGUUGUGAAGGUGUUUCACGGUGCUGACAACGAUGUGCUUUGGUUGCAGAGAGACUUCCACAUAUAUGUGGUUAACUUGUUCGAUACUGCAAAGGCAUGUGAAGCUCUGUCAAAACCACAGAAAUCUUUAGCAUACUUACUUCAGACCUAUUGUGGUGUUAUGACGAACAAAUUGUUACAGCGUGAAGAUUGGAGACAACGCCCUCUUCCUGAAGAGAUGGUGGAAUAUGCCCGAGUAGAUGCACAUUAUCUUCUCUAUAUCGCAAGAUGCUUAAUCAAGGAGCUUGAAGCAAAAGAUGAAGAGUUCCUUUCUGAGGCCAGUCGUAGAUCAAAUGCAACUUGUUUGCAAUUGUAUUUCAAAGAACCUGAUGCUUUUCCUGGAGAAUCUGUCGCAUCAUCAAUAAUCUCCCGUUAUUUGAAUGGUCAAGGAGUUGCUUCCUCAAAUGUUUCAGGAGCUCAGUUCCAAAAUCACAUCAGAAUACUUUGCGCCUGGAGAGAUUUGAUGGCUCGUGUUCAUGAUGAAAGCUUGAGAUAUGUACUAUCAGACCAGGCUAUCAUCUCUCUUGCAGAAAAAAGGCCAUUAUCUGAGACAGAAAUAUACACGACCAUAUCAGCAGCUGAUGAAGAUAAUGGUUCAUUGGAGUCUCCAUCUCCUGUGAUUCGCAGUCAUUUGGAAGAUGUCUAUUGUUUAUUGGAAGGAGAAGGCAACUCUGCUGAUGACAUUUUGCAAAUGCUUCUCCAUAAGCACCUUGGUCCAAAUGGGAGUUGUUCCCUGUCUGCAUACAACUACAAUAUGCUCUCUGUUUCCAACCUAAAAUUUGCAAAUGGAUCAUUCUCUAUGCAAAAUGGGGUGAGAAGUGGAAAGCAAGUUACACGGAAGGCUUCCAGAGAGCUCUUUGUUCAAAAAUUCUCGUGCAAAGCUCCAGUUUAUCAUAACUGUAGGAUCUAUGCUAGUGAUGGUCGGUUGCUCUGCUAUUGCGAUCACAAAAAGCUUGAAUGGUACCUCAGUCGCAACUUGGCAAAACUUAUGGAUGACAACCCUCUGGCUAUCAUACUUUUGUUUGAACCCAAGGGACGUCCAGAAGACGAAGACAAUGAUUUCUACGUCCAAAGUAAGAGAAACAUGUGUGUUAGCUGUGGUGAGAGCAACCAUUAUUUACGGUAUCGGAUAAUACCUUCUUGCUACAGAAUGCAUUUCCCUGAGCAUCUUAAAAGCCACCGCUCUCAUGAUAUAGUCCUGCUGUGUGUCGAUUGUCAUGAAGUUGCUCAUGCCGCAGCUGAAAAGUACAAAAGACAAGUUGCCACAGAAUUUGGUAUACCACUUUAUGUAAGGAAGGUGAUGGAUUCUGGAAAACUGCAACCUACUAAGACAUAUGAGUUGCAAGAACACCAGGAAGCAGGUGUUUCACCCUCACAACUUCGAACAGCAGCAAUGGCACUUCUGCGGCAUGGACCGGGAAUGCCAUCCAAACGCCAUGAGGAAUUGAUGGAGGUUGUAAGGAUGUAUUAUGGAGGGAGGGAGAUAUCACAUGAAGAUCUUGAAGCAGCUUUACUCGUUGGAAUGAGUCCUCAUAGAAGGCGAAAAUAUGAGAAGAAAAGAGGGGCUUCCAAUAAGAACUCAUCGGCAAGUAAGGUACUGAAGAUGAAUGCAAUUAACAUGCUUGAACCCAUCAACCCUUAUUCGUCAGAAACUAGUAGGUGUGGUGGAUCACUGGAUGCUAAAGAUCAGACAUCAUAUGAGCAGCUAGUCUACAAACCUGAAACAAGUGUAAAGACACCCUCUAUAUCUUCUGCAAUCGACAUUAGAGAGGAUGGUUUUGCUACUGAUAGUACACCUAUGACAUUAGAUGUCAGUGGAAUCUCUGACGUCAAGGAUGUGAUGCUUUUGGACACUGAAAAUAUUCACAGUAGUCAAAAUCCUCUAAAAGCAACUGCUGGUAGCAAGUGUAAAUCAAAGCUUUCAUUAUUAGGACAUGGGCCUCAUGGAAAGGAAGUUGUAGAUUAUUUGCUCACAAAUUCUGGCGAGGAUGGGAUUCAUCUAUUUUGUCAAAGGUGGAGACAAGUCUUUGUUGAUGCACUCCAUCCCCGUCAUCUUCCUGCCGGGUGGGAUGUAAAGCACAGUGGUAGAAGAAUGUUUGGAGAAUUCAGUGUUUAUAACCAUGCGAAGGCCUGUGACAGUGACACCAUCCACGUGUAGUAAUUUUUGUUGAUGAGCAGCUGGUUGAUACAAACAACAAUGAAUUCCUCUUCUAUUUCAAGCAAGCCGACAUUAUUGAUACGGUAUUUUGUUUAGAAUCGCAUUUUCUCUUAUGUCUUUCCUUGGUAUUUCAAGUUUUUUACAACUUUUUCAAGCUCCUAAUGCUCUGUUAGUAAAUAACAAUUGCAAGGAAAUGUAAAUGUGCCACUACUGUAGUUUGCUAGAAGAUCUGUUGAGGUUGUUGCCUUGUUGGAGUUAGUUACUCUUAUGAAAAAUACUACUAUAAUUAGCAAAGAAUUAACUAGGUAUUUUAAGCAGAAGCUAUACUGAACUUUCUUCUGAUUUGCAUCUUUA